This is a messenger RNA of Prorocentrum cordatum, 4271 nucleotides long. NCBI's taxonomy places the organism in Eukaryota, Dinophyceae, Prorocentrales, Prorocentraceae. The record is from the annotation of a GenBank genome assembly.
GCGGCGCCCUUCGCCAACAUGUCGACGCGCGACGAGAGGCGCCCGGGGGCGCGGCUGCUGGUGCGGUUCGUCGGAGAUGAGUGGACCCAUGAGCGGGUGCUGCUCUGGCCGGUCCAUCUGGACCGCAGGCACGAGUGCUGGGUCAUCGAGAGCGCGGACGGCGACCGCUACGUGGAGCGUCGGGCCGACUGGGUCUGGCACGUGUCGCUGCUCCACGGCUGGCCCGAGAAUUUCAGGGGCAACGUGGUCAGUUUCCGCGACGAGAUCGACCGCGAGACGCUGCGGAAGAUGGUGCUGGAGGGAGCCGACGAGCAUGCGGACUGGCACGGCGACGAGUGCGGCCUGGACAUCGGCGUGCUGGAGGCCGCGCGGCGGCGCCUGCGGGGCAAGCGGCCUUUGGCCACGGGCGCUCGGGUCCCCGAGUCACCCGGGGACGAGGCUGCUAGCCGGCCCGUCCUAGCGCCCCCGCCGCUGGAAGGUGAGGAGUCGGUGCUGCUGGUGGCGGAGGUGCAGGCAGGCGGCGGUUUCCGGUUGGGCGACGAGGUGGCGCCGGACCCCGAGGACGUCCAGGCGGGGCCGAAGGUGAUCGCGCGGCGGCCCGACGGCCGGCCGGUGCUUUGCGAGCGGGCGCCGGUCUCCGAGGUCGAGGGGUGGCGGGCCCAGGCAUUUGACAACGCCGGGCGGAUGGCCGCUCCCUUGCCGGCCCCGUUGGCCCCGCCGCCAGCCGAGGAGGCCGGACGGCCCAGCCCCUUUGACCUCCGCGAGGCGCUGGCCGACCGGCCGCGCGAGGAGGCCCUGGACGGGUGCGAGCUGCGCGGGGCCGGCACGGCCCUCCACCUCUGCCAUCGGUUCACGCAGCACGGCAGCGACCCCAAGACGUGGAUGAACAACUUCUGCCGCGAGUACGGCGUGAGUCAGCGUGACCGGACAUGGCACGAGUUGAACUGUCUGGUCACGAUCUUCUGGCUGGCCGCGACGUUCGACGCGCUGAACCUAGGCGGGCUGGCGUGUCUGGAGGUGGCGGCCCGCCGAGUGGCCCAGAUCAGCGAGGCCUAUCGCGUGGCUCCUGGUCAGCCGGCCGCGUGGGAGGCAGGCAGGUUCCUGGCGGGGACGAGUGACCCCUUCGACGUGGCGUCGCCCGAGCUCCGCAACUUCGCGAAUCGGGCGGCUCGCGACGAGUCCGAGCGGCUCGCUGCCCUGGGACGCAGUCGAGCGUUGGGGCUUGGCAGCCGCGGAGCUGGCGGUGCCGACGAGGUGGCGGGCGCGCUGGAGACAGGCGGCCUGCCCCGCGCUGGGGCAGAUGACGGCGGCGAGGGCGGUGGCGGUCGCGGUCGCGGGCGGAAGACCAAGCCCGGCGAGUCGACAGCCACGCGCGGCGGCCAGGUCUACCCUGUCCCAGGGCUGCGCGAGCUGGACGCCGACGUCGCUUCCCGCCUUGGACGUCGCGAUCGGCCACGAGUUCGGCGGCUGGCGAACGAGGGCUUGUCCAGCCUAAAUUGGAUGCAUGGCGCUGAUCGGCGGCCGCCCCCGGCGGCGCCCAGCUGGGCCACGCGCUGCCGCGUGGCGGAGCUGCAGCAUGAGACGCAGCGACGGGCCCAACUCCUGGCGGCGAGCUGGGGCGGCCCGGACAGCGCGGAGGAUUCGCAGCAGUGCUUGGCGCGCCUGCUGCGGGGCCGAGGCGUGGACCUCGUCAGCGGGGACGGCCUCAGCCGCGUCGAGCGGGAGUGGCCGCCGGGCGACGGCGAGUCGGGGGAGGCCAACGCGGCGCUGGCGGGCCUCGACACCUGGCUCGGAGUCAGCGACGCGAAGGACUGCUUCCACCGGCUGCUGCUGGAGGACGGCCCGGGCCUGCAGGAGCACUUCGGGCGCCCUCCCCUGCGGGCCGCCGACCUUCGGCUGACGGAGCUGGACGGCGCUCGGCUGGCGCCGAGCACGCUGGCCCACCCGCUUGCGCGGGCGCUGCCGAUGGACUGGGCCUGGUCGCUGUUCUUCGCGCAGUCGGCCAACUCGUACCGCAUGCUGAAGGUGCCCUCCUUGCAGGGCGCGCUCGUCGUGACUGGCCGCGGGCCUCCCCUCAUCCUGGAUCGCCCGAGCUCCAUGGGCCACUACACCUACGUGGACAACAUGGGGGUGCUGGGCACGACCGAGGGCGCGGUCCGCCGGGGCCUUGCGGGGGCCAUCUCGUCCUUCGGCGGGGUCGGCCUCGAGGUCCAUGAGACCGCCGUGACGAUUGAGGGUGGCGAGUCGGACGCCUCCCUCAAUGGCUUCGGGCUGGCCUACUCGGUGCGGGACCCGAAGGGCACGGGGCGCGUGGGCCGCGUGACAGAGCGGUCGCGCCACCGCCUGGGUGCCGAGGCGGCGCGGCAACGCGCCGUGGAGGCCGCGGGGCUGCAGGUGCUGGCCGACGGGGCCGUCGACCCGCCCGAGGCCUGGCCGCCAGGCAUCCCCGAGGAGGAGGUAGCGCGCUGGAGUGUCGACCCCGACUUCGAGGAGGUGCCCGCGGAAUUGCUGCACCGCGAUCGCUGGCGGACGGUUUUGGCCGAUCGCGGGGCCUUCGACGAGGGGAUCGUGCACCUCGAGGGCCGGGCUGCGGUGAAGGCCGUGGAGCGCGCGGCCGGCUCGCGCGCAGGGCGGGGCGGCCGGGUCCUUCUGCUGGGGGACAACAUGGCCGUGACCCUCGCCUUUUCGCGCUCGCGGGCCCGCGACUUCAAGCUGCCGACGAUGAUUCGGCGGACGGCCGCGUGUGCCUCCGCGCGCGGCCUGCGGUUCAGUUAUAGGGAUUCGGCCGCCGAGCCGGGCGGCGCGGGCGAGGGUGCUGACGCGGGGUCUGCUGGCACAGGGCCCCGCGCCGAGCCAGCCAGCGGCGCAGGGGGCGCAGACGGGGCCGCCAGGGCUGCCGCCGGGCUGCGCGAGGGGCCGCCGGGCGGCCUCGCGGAGCCGCAGCGCCCGCAGACAGAGUGGGGCCGCGCGGCGGCCAACCUCUUCCGCGACGCCAAGGCCGCGGCCGCGACCGCCGCUGCCGCCGAGGGCGACAGCGAGAGCAGCUGCGAGGAGGAGCUGCCAAGCCGGGGGUCGGCGCAGGCCGAUGCCCGCCGCGCCGCGGCGCGGGCGCGGCGCAUGGCCUUCGAGGAGCUGCCGCCGGGCCUGACUUACUUGGAGGCCCACAGCGCGAAGGCGGCCACGCGGGCUCGGUACCAGACGCACGUCGGCAAGCUGGUGGCCUACGCGGACAAGAUCUCGGCCCCCCUCGGCGCGGAUGCCGAGGUCGACGAUUGCAUCGCGCGCUGGAUAAACGACGAGUUCCGCGCGGGCCGCCGGGCCUGGCGCGGCGAGAGCAUGCUGGCGUCGGCGAUGUUCGUGUUCCCGGCCUUCAGCCGCAACGGAUGGAGGAAGCCCCCCCGGGCUUUCCGCUGCCUGAAAGGCUGGCGGGCCCUCGGCCCGCCCAUGGGCCGGAGGCCGCUGCCGUGGCCCAUGUGGGCCGCCCUGGCGCUGCAGCUGAUGCGCAUGGGGUUCGGGCUCGCCGCGGUCGCGGUCCUCGUGAUGGUGGAGGCCUACCUGCGGCCGUCGGAGCUCCUGUCGCUCCAGCGCCGGUCGCUCCUGCCUCCGGCCCGCGGCGGGCUGACCAGGUGGGGCCUUCUCCUUUUCCCCGGCCGCGCGGACGUGGCGAGGAGCAAGACAGGGGAGGCGGACGACACGGUGGUGAUGGACUCGACUCGGACGCCCUGGCUGGACCACGUGUUCGAGCAUCUCAGCCAGGGGCCGGGCGAAGAGCGGAUCUUUCCUUGGGACUACAGCCAGUUCUACCAGAUGUUCGCGCAGGCUGCCUCGGCCCUCGGCUACGCGAUGGCGCCGUGCCAGGGCCGCCACAGCGGGAUCUCGAUCGAUCGAGCUCACCGCGAGCGCAGCCAAGAUGAGUGCAUGAAGAGAGGCCGAUGGCGAGCGGCCAAGAGCGUUGCCCGCUACGAGAAGGCGGGCAGGCUCAACGACGCCUGGCGGGAGCUCAGCGCGGAGCAGCAGGCCCACGCCCUCGACUGCGAGCGCCUGCUCGAGGACGGCGCUGGCCGAGUGGCCGCGGCGGCGCGGCGCGUCGGGCACUGCUCGCGGGAGUGGGACAUCAAGGCCGGCCCCGCGGGCAACGUGCUGCGCCGGUGCGUGGAGGCCGGGCUACGCGCGAGCAUCCUCGCUGGCCUGGUGCUGGCCGUGAUGCUGGCCCCGCCCUGCACCUCUUUCUCAGUGGUGCAGAAUGUCAAUGUGCCGCUGCGCAGUAGAGA